Messenger RNA from Lolium rigidum, 2451 nucleotides. Its product is annotated as receptor-like serine/threonine-protein kinase SD1-8. Gene Ontology annotation, biological process: protein phosphorylation; recognition of pollen. The transcript is spliced from 7 exons. Lineage: Eukaryota; Viridiplantae; Streptophyta; Magnoliopsida; Poales; Poaceae. The record is from RefSeq and is a predicted model, not a curated record. Bases 1 to 2451 code for a protein of 816 amino acids. Gene Ontology annotation, molecular function: protein serine/threonine kinase activity; ATP binding.
AUGUACACUCGUUACGCGGUAACCGGCCGCAACAUCACCGACGGCGACACACUCGUCUCUGCCGGUGGGUCCUUCACCAUGGGCUUCUUCUCUCUCGGGGUGCCAGCAAGGAGGUACCUCGGGAUAUGGUUCUCCGUGUCGGAGGACGCCAUGUGCUGGGUGGCCAACCGAGACCGGCCGAUCAAUGACAGCUCCGGCGUGCUGGUGCUCGGCGACGGCGGGAGACUACUCCUGCUGGACGGAGGCGGCCAGGUCAUGUGGUCGUCGAACGAGACAGGCGCUGGUGCUUCCGCCGUGGCGGAGCUGCUCGACUCCGGUAACCUCGUUGUUCGCGACAGGGCCAGCAGCCUCCAUCUGUGGCAGUCGUUCGACCACCCGUCGAACACCUUGCUUCCCGGCAUGAAGACGGGCAAGAACCUGUGGACCGGUGCUGAGUGGUACAUCACGUCAUGGUGGUCGCCCACCGACCCGUCUCCUGGGCCUUACCGGCGCGGCACGGAGACGGAGGGGUUGCCUGAGAACGCGGUGUGGCGUGGCAACGUCAAGACGUACCGGACGGGACCGUGGAACGGCCUCUACUUCAACGGCGUCCCGGAGAUGGUGUCGUACGCCAACAUGUUCACAUACCAGGUCACGGUCAGCCCCGGCGAGGUCACUUACGGGUACCACUCCAAGGCCGGCGCACCACUGUCGCGAAUCAUAAUCACCGACACCGGCAUGCUCCAGCGCCUAGCCUGGGACUGGAGCAGCCGGGCGUGGAAGACCUUCUACAGCGCGCCGAGGGAUGUGUGCGACGCGUACGCCCGGUGUGGGGCGUUCGGUCUGUGCGACGCGGGCGCAGCGUCCACUUCAUUCUGCAGCUGCGUCAAGGGAUUCACGCCCGUAUCACAGUCGGCUUGGUACAUGCGGGAGACAUCCGGCGGGUGCCGGCGGAGCGUGGCGCUGGACUGCACCGCCGGCGACCGGACGAACACGAACACAACGGACGGGUUCGCGGUGGUACACGGCGUGAAGCUCCCGGAUACGCACAAUGUGACGGUGGACGGAGGAAUCGGGCUAGAGGAGUGCCGGGAGAGGUGCCUCGCCAACUGCUCGUGCGUGGCCUACGCCGCUUCCGACAUGCGAGGAGGUUCCGCCGGCCAUGAAUGCAUCAUUUGGUCAGGUGACAUCGUCGACAUCCGGUACAUGGACAAAGGACAUGAUCUCUACCUUAGGCUUGCAAAAUCUGAACUAGCUGAAGAAGCCAGGGGCGGCAGGAUCAGCGUGGCAAUAAUGGCGACCAUAUGCACAGUGUGCGCGGCCGCGACCAUAUUGCUCUGUCUAGCCUUGAUAAUUUGGAGAAAUAUCAGAAGAAAGAUCUUGCGUGCUGCACGGAUAGUUCAUAUUAACAAGGACGCUGUUCUCGUCGAAGCAGGCAAGCCUCCAAACGUCUCCACGGCCGUCGCCUCCAUUGAUCUUGCCACCUUAGUGAAUGCCACAAGAAACUUCUCCAAGAAGAACGUGAUCGGCGAAGGCGGUUUCGGGGUCGUCUACGAGGGCCAACUGCCGAAUGAUCAUCCACUGGCGGAAGGGUUACCUGGGAGGAAGGUCGCGGUGAAGAGGCUGAAACUGUCGUCGUGUCUGCCAGGCAGAGUCCUGAGUCAUUACGCGAGGGAAGUGGAGAUCGUGUGCAACCUUCGGCACCAGAACCUUGUUCGUCUCCUCGCCUACUGCAACGACGGAGACGAGCGGAUCCUGGUGUAUGAGUAUGUCCAGAACAGGAGCCUGAACCUGUACAUAUUUGGUAAACCCAGCGUGCGUGCUUCGCUUGACUGGGCGAAGAGACUGCAGAUUAUCCGCGGAAUUGCUCAGGGCGUCUGGUACCUGCACGAAGGCUCAGGGGAGAACCUUGUCCAUAGAGACCUCAAGCCGUCUAAUGUACUGCUUGAUCAGCAGUUCGUGCCCAAGAUCGCAGACUUCGGAACACUAAAGCUGUUCCAUGAGGACCAGACAGGCACCAGUUACUGGUGCAGGGGAUACGCGUCGCCUGAGUACGCCAAGGACGGCGAGAUGACGCCCAAGUGUGACGUUUUCAGCUUCGGUGUGGUACUGCUGGAGAUAAUCAGUGGCCGCAAGAACAGCGCUGCACCGAGCGUCAUUUCUCAGGCGUGGAAACUGUGGGAGGAGCAUAGGGUGAUGGAUCUUCUGGACGCUUCGGUGGUGGCGCCAGCGCGGCGUUGCUCACGCUCAGACGACAUCUCGUCGGAGCUGCGCCGGUGCAUCCAGAUUGGCCUCAUCUGCGUGCAGCAGUCGCCCGGAGAUAGGCCUGCCAUGUCCGCGGUUCUGGCCAUGCUGAGGAGCAAAGACUCUCUGCUUGAGCAGCCCAAGGGCCCCGAGCAGCAGCUAGGGCCGACGUGUAAUGGUGGCAUGUCGCUGGACUCGGAACCAUCUACCGUGGUCAACCUCACAUAG